GUUCCCACCAAAACCUUCCCCGUCCAACCAAGGCGAGUAAACACCGCCAAAACACCAAUCAGCAAAAUGGCCGACGAUGGAAUGCUCCUGAACUUUGAGAUUGGCGAUGCGCCUCUCGUCAGUCAGGUCAAGUUCAAGGGCGGCCGCUGGAGAGACCGCGUUAAAGCCAACAAGUCGGCGAAAGCCGCAUCGCAAGGAGGCCCCGAGCCAGCUGCCAAACCACGAGCGCCCUACGAUCCGAAUCGACCUACUAAAAGACCACGAGGUAACGACGAUGGCAACGAUCACAGACCGGCGAAAGCGCCCAGGACAAGUGACAUCCCUUGGGUGCCAACCCACGCCAUGAAGACCGGUCUUGUCUCUUCAAGCCUGUUCACUUCGAUCCCCACCGUCGUGACCAAGUUCGACGAAGAAGCGCCCGCCGAACCCGCCGAGCCGGCAAAACCUUCCAAUGCGCCCCUCAGCGAAGAAGCAGAGAACUUUCACACACUCGGCCUGGCGAGACGAGUAGCCCACCACCUGGCCACCAAGCUUGAGAUGAAAGCCCCGACGGCGAUUCAGAAGAACACAAUUCCCGUGCUUAUCAAAGACGACAGCGAUGCGUUCCUUCAAGCAGAAACCGGUUCCGGAAAGACGCUGGCGUAUCUGUUGCCCAUUGUUCAUCGAAUCAUGGAGCUUAGUAUGAACGAGGACGGCACUCCCAAAAAGGAUGCCAAGGUACACAGAAAUUCGGGGCUCUUUGCGAUCAUCCUUGCGCCGACAAGAGAACUCUGCAAGCAAAUCUCAGCAGUCCUCGAGAAGGUUCUCAGGUGCGCGCCAUGGCUAGUCUGCACAACUGUUAUCGGUGGAGAGAGCAAGCAUUCGGAAAAGGCGAGGUUAAGGAAGGGUGUCAACAUCUUGGUUGCGACUCCAGGAAGACUGACGGAUCACUUGGAUAAUACAAAGGUGCUGGAUGUAGGAACUGUGAGAUGGUUGGUGCUGGACGAAGGCGACAGGAUGAUGGAGAUGGGUUUCGAGGACGAUAUCAAGGCGAUCGUUGGCAAGAUUAGGGCGGACAAGCUUGCAACCAAGAACUCUGAGGGGCUGGUACUGGAUGGAGUGCUGCCAAAGAGGAGGGUCACGGUUCUGUGCUCGGCUACCAUGAAGAUGAACGUUCAGAAAUUGGGCGAGAUCAGUCUGGAGGAUGCGGUGCACAUUACCGCUUCCAAGUCGGAGAUGGAAAAGGAUGCUGCGGAAAACAGUGGAAGCACCGAGUCUGCUUUCACAGCGCCUGCGCAGCUGAAACAGUCGUGUAUCAUUGUGCCAGCCAAGUUGAGGCUGGUCACACUGAUUGCGUUGCUCAAGUCGACAUUUGCGAGGAAGGGGUCGGUUAUGAAGGCAAUCAUCUUCAUCUCUUGUGCUGAUUCGGUCGACUUUCAUUACGAGGUCCUGAAAGACACCGUGACGGUCGAACCACCACCACCAGCCCAAGAGGGUGACGCACCAGCAAAAAAACCGGAUGUUCACAUCGAAACCACGGUGGCACCGGCUGCCUAUAUCACCUCACCCGCAAACACCAGGGUAAUGCUCCAUAAACUUCAUGGCUCCCUGGCGCAACCGGUUCGCAGUGCUACUUUAAAGGCUUUCUCGGGGUGCAAGGAUCCGGCUGUUCUCAUCACGACAGACAUUUCAUCUCGUGGUCUCGAUGUGCCGGCCGUCGACCUGGUUAUUGAGUACGAUCCCGCCUUUGCGGUGCCUGAUCACGUUCAUCGCAUCGGCCGUACCGCCAGAGCUGGUCGUUCUGGUAAAGCGGUUCUCUUUUUGCUCCCUGGUCCUGAGGAAGGAUACACCAGCAUCCUGCCAUCCUCCGCCACCAUAACACCCCAGCUUUAUGAAUCAAUCUUGCAGAAAGGCUUUGCCACGAAUGUCAACCUUCCAGCCUCCUCACAAACAAACAAUGCCGAGACGGAAAGCAACAAGCGGGAGACGUGGGCCACUCGUGCUGAGGCUCUUCAGCUGCAUUUUGAACAGCGUCUUUUGGCGCCCGCGCCCGGAUUCGAGGAUGCCGAGGAAGGACCCAAAGGCCACAAGGGUAAAUUCAGCAAGACCGGCGGCAAGAAUAGGCAGCCAGUGAAGAAGGACAACCCCUUGCUUGAUGCCGGCAGACAAGCUUUCAGAUCUCACAUCAGAGCUUAUGCCACUCACGUCCGCGAAGAGAGAGUCUACUUUGACAUGACGCAACUGCAUCUUGGACACAUGGCCAAGGCGUUCGGUCUGCGCGAGGCGCCCGGUGGUAUUGGAUCGGGUAUCUCGAGGAGGACACACAAAUUUACGCCAGCUACCAACGGGCAGAAGGGUGGUGGGGCUAGCGCUUCUGGUGCUGCCAAACCUAGCAGUGGCAGCAAGAGCAAGUUUGAUGAUGACGAGUUUGGCCAGGUGGAUGAGGAUGCGGCUAAGAGGAUGAAGGCCAAGAUGAAGAUGUUGUCGAUGAACUCGGCAAGCGAGUUCAACCUCGGGACAUCGACCCCCGGAAUCGGCAUCACCACCCUGUCGAACAGUUUAAACCGCCAAUCCCGCCAGCAGGUCAGCCUCGUUACCACCCCGGACCUCUUGUAAUCUUCCUCCACGCUCUCAAGCCUCUCCGCUCGGUACCGUCUAAACGCCCCAUCCAAACCCCCCAAAACUUUCUCCCGGCUGGACCCGGCAGAGCCCACGAACUCGGACACUUGAUUUACGAGCGAAACCACAUCCAACAAGCCCAUGUUCAGCCCCUGCCCAAUCGUCGGCGUGACUUUGUGCGCCGCGUCCCCGACGAGAACCAUCUGGUUUCCGAAAUGCCACUCCGGCUUGAGAAUGCCUUCUUCUAGCGGUGUGAUGCCGCAUUUUGACUUUAACGGCCAGGCGUCCUUGACUGUUAGGCCGGACCCCCCCAGCGGGAGGGAAGAUACAUCAGGGCGGGAGAUGAUGGCUUCGAUAUCGGACUGGGUGAAUUUCUUGGAGGGUGAGUGAUCAGGGGGAAGGAGCUGGUAGAGAAAGCAGAAUUGGACGUUGGAUUUCUCGUUUGCGAGGACUUGGAGGCAGAGAUUUUUGGAGUGGACUUCGAAGGCGGAGCUGGCCGGGAUGGUGGGGAGGAGGGGGAGGGAGAACCAGAGGAGGGAGUAGCGCGUUUUUAACGGGGACGGGGUGAUGGGAGGGGGGAAAGGGAGAGGAUGGUUUUGCGGACUACGCUGUGGAUUCCGUCUGCGCCGAGGGUGAAGGUUCCCGUGUAGGAGGUGCCGUCUGAGCAGAGGACUUUGAUGUCGCCGCCAGGAACAGAAGAGAUGGAUGUGACGGUUUUGGAGGUGUGGAUUCUGGAUCGGGCCGAGGGGGGGAGGGUGUUGUAGAGAGUGGAGAUGAGCUCCGCGCGGGCGAAGCAUUGGGGGUAGAUUCCAUGGCUUUUUGUGGGAGUUGUGAUGAGUGACUUUCAACCAGGUUUUGCGGAUAUCAAGGACCUACUUGGUCUUGCACAGUUGGGGAGAGCUUGUCCGAAGAAAGGCUUUGCCAUUUACGGUUUGAAAUGUACCCGACAUUAAUCCUGUACCAAUGGACAACAGCUGGUCCAGCAAGCCGAGUUGAGCCAUGAUGCGUAUUCCGUGCGGCCAUAGAACGAUGCUGGCGCCGACAUCUUCGGCGAUAAUGUCGCGGCGCUCGAGAAGGGUGAAGUCGAUCCCGAGCUUGGAGAAUGCGUGGGCUGCUUUGGCGGCAUGGGAAUGAUAGUCUUGUCUAUCACUGUGUCGUUCUUGAAAACACCGG
This is a messenger RNA of Podospora pseudopauciseta, 3771 nucleotides long. RefSeq names its product ATP-dependent RNA helicase dbp7 (gene DBP7). The record is from RefSeq and is a predicted model, not a curated record. Gene Ontology annotation, cellular component: nucleus. Gene Ontology annotation, biological process: ribosome biogenesis. The coding region runs from base 67 to 2595 and encodes 842 amino acids. The transcript has 3 exons. Lineage: Eukaryota; Fungi; Ascomycota; Sordariomycetes; Sordariales; Podosporaceae. Gene Ontology annotation, molecular function: nucleic acid binding; ATP binding.